Messenger RNA from Nasonia vitripennis (jewel wasp), 9880 nucleotides. RefSeq lists its product as uncharacterized. The transcript is spliced from 7 exons. NCBI's taxonomy places the organism in Eukaryota, Metazoa, Arthropoda, Insecta, Hymenoptera, Pteromalidae. Bases 2393 to 3445 code for a protein of 350 amino acids. The record is from RefSeq and is a predicted model, not a curated record.
CUUGCUGAAAUAAAGAAGCUGCAGAGGACCACAACAUCCAAGUUGCUGUCAGGAGUUGCAGCUACUACUGCAAGAUCUGGGCUACGCCAAGAGGUAGAGUUCAUCAUCUGCUGAUUGUGUAAACCGCCUCAAAGAAUAAGCUGCGCUGAUUAUCGGGAAGUACGAUUUUGAUUUGAAAUAUGCAUCGAAUUUUAACUAUGCGCAGUAGGAAGCGUUUGCAAGAUUGUUCGCCUGCGUAUAGAGCCGAAAUAUUAAGAUUAUAUGAAAGAGCUUCCGAAUAUGUACCGUCGGUUCAGAAUCGUUGCACCGCCAUUGUAGAGCCCCCCGUCUAUCGUCCGAACGAGCCGGAUCUCGAUGAACCCCGCCCGGCGAGCUGUCUGGAUGAUGGUGCGAAUGAUAGGGUUAUUAACAGCCCGAAUGAGAGUGAUCGCGAUGAGAGUGAGAAUGAAUGUGAAUCGGUUUUAUGCGAUGGUAUAGAGAGCGUACACGUUUUUGAAGAUAGGCUGGCUACAGUUUUUGCGGAGCAGAACGUGACCCACACGCAGAUCAGGGCUACCAUGCAAGUGAUAAAAACACACAGCUGUUUUUCGAGUAUACACGUGGACCCGAGAACUAUUUUAAAAACUCCAAACUACUCUGCCCCUAUCACUCAAGUAGCUGGAGGCGAGUACCUUCAUUUUGGCUUAGAGCAGGCUUUGCUAAAGUUAUUGUUUUCGACUCCCCCAUAUUUGCGGAAAGAGCAUAUCCAAAUAGAUUUUAGUACAGACGGUGCUUCUCUUGAUAAAGUAGGUAAGAUCGCUUUGUGGCCGAUUCAAAUCAGAAUAGCAAACUUUGGUAAUCGUUUUGCAUCAGAGAUCGUCGGAGUAUUUAAAGGGAACAAAAAGCCAACGAGUGCGAAAGAUUUUUUCAACCGUUUAAUCGAGAUGUGCGUCAGGUUAUUCAGAGCGGUGUAGAUUUCAUGGGUAAACAUUUUUCCGUUGAUUUGAGAUGCUUUGUCGCCGAUGCUCUUGCUCGUUCGUUUUCGUUAGGUCACCGUUCGCAUAGUUCUAGGGCUCCGUGUUCGAGAUGUUGGGUUCGCGGUCAAAAUAUACGUCCAGGAGUGAUGGUGUAUACGGGGGUCGAUCAUAGACCUCGUACACAAGAGGAAUACCUUGAAAAAUUGGAUACGGAUCACCAUAGCGUAGGUAUAGAUUGCCCUCUAAUCGAUCUCAGUCUUCAUAUAAAUUUGGUCAAGAGUACGGUCUUCGACUAUAUGCACCUCGUCUGUUUGGGUGUAAUGGGGAAAAUUUUUCAAGGAUUAAUAGAUGGUAGGUUCGUCAAAACCGCUAAAAUCGCUGACGCGAAUCUUGUACGAAUCCUCGAUGAUCGACUAGAGCAAGUAAAAAAUUACUGCCCGCAAGAUUUUGCUCGAAAACCAGUCGACAUCAACCACCAUGGCAAAUUUAAAGCCACCGAAUUGAGACAGUUGCUUCUAUAUACCGCUCCUGUUAUCUUCAACGGUUUAGUUAAUCCCGCUCUUUAUUUGCAUUUUCUUCUGCUUCACGCAUCCAUAAGAAUUUUAAUCAAUCCUCAUUUUACACCCGAAUCUGUAGCUUUCGCUGAAAACUGCAUCAAGCUCUUCGUUCAAACAGCCUCUGACGUGUAUGGUAUAGAAUUUUUGUCGUACAAUAUUCAUACUUCGUUGCAUCUUGCCGAUGAUGUUAGGGCUUUCGGGGUGUUAGAUUCUUUUUCAGCUUUUCCUUACGAAAGCAAUAUGUCGUAUUGCCGAAAAUUAUGCAGGAAGCCUAGCCAGUACUUGCAACAAAUUGCCAACCGUAGAGCGGAAAACUGUGGAACAGAUUCUUCCAAACACAUCGACGCGAAUCUGAUGAAAUUCAUCGGUGCUCAUGCGAGAGGUCCUGCACCAUUGAUCGAUGGUUCGACCGAUUACGAACAAUAUAGAAAAGUAGUUACCGGAGACGUCCAUUUCUCUUCUUCGACCAGAUAGUACAGUUUAUCUUCGAAACGGAUUCAUCGGAAUAAUUCAAAAUAUCGUCAAAUCCGACGAUUACUGCUAUCUCGUUUUAAAAACUUUCGCAAAAAUUGAAAAUUUGUUUGAUCGUCCUUGCUCUUCAUCAUUAAUCGGAGUUUUUUAUGCUCUGCUUUAAGUACCGAGGUAAUAGUUAUGGGUCUCGAUCAAGUCACCGACAAAUGCUUUCGGAUGCCGUAUUGGCCGGUAGACGCUCAUACGAAAGAGGCUGCUUCCAAUUUUUUUGUCGUUGUCAAAAUCGUGUCGACUCAUUUCGAUACGGAAUAAUAGGAUAAUAGCCUAGGAUAUUAUAUCAUUCUUCCCAUUAGGUACCUUAUUGAUAAUCGUCGAAAUUUACUCUUUAUUAUUGCUUCUGACAUCAAAAUGUCGAAGAAUACGGGAGCAAUUCCAGUGUCCGCUGCACAUUCCAAGAUAUCGGAGUUGAUGCCAUCCACCCCCUCAAGAAGCUUCUUCGCUCAGCCCGCUGGCCAAAUGGCCGUUGCACCGCCGCCUAAACCGCACGCCAAGAAGAACAAGAAGAAUAAGAAAGAUAAAAAAGAGAAUAAUAUAAAGGACAAGAAGAACAAAAAUGAGAAGAAGAAGAACAAGCGCUCUAAAUUAGUGCCACCACCGUCAUCAUCACAGCCCGAAGCAUCGUUGUCGUCAUCGUCGUCGUCGUGGCAAACCCACAACAACGGUUUCUCUGCGUCGCAGCCUCAACCGACUCUCAAUCAUAGGUUGCAGGAGCAACGAGCGUCGACAUCGAAGCAACAGCAACCACCGAAGCAAGGAUUGUCGACACGCCCGCAGAUGAUGGAUUUUCGUCGACCGAAUGCUGUAGGAAUUGCAGCAUCUUCCUCGACAGCUUCUCUCACCGCCUCCGAAACUGCGCAAAUGGCCAAGAUUUUAGCCACAAAAAUCGAUAAUUUGGACAAAAAUUACAAAUCAGUGGACCAAAGACUCGUCAAGCUGGAGGAAUUAAUGCAUUCCGUGCACGAAAUGGUAAAAGGAAUUACCAACAGGCAGAAGCCAAAGGUGGCAGUUCGUCCUGAAUAUCUGCCUUUUAAAACUUCGGCCGAUAUCGUCGCAUUUGAUUUUGCUGGUGAUGAGGCGUACGACAAACUUGUAAAUUAUCUGAUCAGCCUAGGUGGUGCUAAUUACAUCGACUCAGCGGCCAGAUAUCUGAAGGAGUGCGUCAAGGUAGACGAGGACAUUUUUCGACAUGUCACUUGGAGUUCCUCCAAAAGAGAUGGUGUUCUGGCCUUGAAGGAAAGCAAGUUUGCCAAGGCUUGCAGGGUGGCAAUGCCGGCCGAUAAGAAGACCUUACUCGCGCCACAGGACGACGAUUUUACCAUUGCCGUGACAAGAGCAUUAAAAAGCGCCAAGGAAGGCUUUCGUCGCAAGAUGAAGAGGCCUGCACAAAACCCUGCUCCUUGAGAUCAGCCAGAAGUUCAGCGUCAACGUCUCGAAGAACAGCAACAACGAGAAGAGGCCAACGACCGUGAUGAUGGCGAGGGCAACGGCGCUAAUGCCAAGGACAACGGCGCUAAUGCUGAAGUCAACGGCGCUAAUGCCGAGGACAACGGCGCUAAUGCCGAGGACAACAAUGGCCAACAGGACAACGAUGGCAGCGGCGACGAGAGCGACAACAGGAGCAGCGACGACAGCAGCACAGACGACAACAGCAGCGGCACCGAGGACGACAACCAUGGACGAGACUCCGACAGCGAUGCCACCGAUAUAUUUGGAUAAACUUAGUGAACUUUUUUACGUUCUCUGACAUUUUAGUUCAAAAUUAUGUUUAUUUUUGUUUAUUUAUAUUUAAUCUAAAUAGAAAAAAUGUCAGGGGGCGUACACGGAGGGGCUGCCUCUCAUGUGGAUGAGUCUCACGGAGAGAGGCGAGGUCGGGGCCUCUCUCACCACCCCCCUUUAAAAACUCUUAUUAUUCAUUCUUUCUCACUGACUCGCUCACUCACUCACUCUCUCAUUAACUUAUUUCUUAUUCUAUUUAACAAAUGUAUUUCUUUUCAGCUAAAAAGUACACAUGUUGCCUUUUAUAAUACAUUGUUUUAGUUUUUUUUUGUAAACAUGUGAACUUUUUUACGUUCUCUGUAAUUUUAGAAAAAAUGUCAGGGGCCGUACGUGGAAGGGCUGCCGCUCAUGUGGAUGAACCUCACGGAGAGCGGCGAGGUCGAGGCCUCUCUCACCAUCCCCCUUAAAAAUCAUUAUAAUUCAAUUUACUCAAUAUUAUAAUACUCGUGCUAAUUAUCUCUGCGUUUUUCUGUUUUUGAGCACAUCGUCGAUCCUGCAACAUCAUCAGGAUCAACCUGCAAGCAUGUCAGCCCUUGCAGUACCUGGGAAAUCCAGAUAGUGGAUUGCUGUAAAGAAGCUGCAGAGGAUCUAAAUCUAUCUGUAUGGAUAGCAGGUGGCCUUCCAUCUUGCUGCCCGGAGUUCGAGAUACUACUGAGAUCUGUCAAAUCCCUAGCGGCAGCAGAACUUACUACCCUUUAAAGACACUUUCUCAUGCCAUUUGUUUUCUGUCGAAGCUAGGUAGUUCAAAUUUUGCACAUAUACGGAGAGAUGCGAGCAGCAAAUCUAGCCACAACAUCAAGAGCUGGCCGGAGCACCGAGAGAAGCAGUACCAGCAGCAGCUGUUUUUUCACCUCGCAGAUGGAAGAUUUACCCCAGGAGUCCAUCAACGAAGAAGAGAAAAUUUUUGCGUUGCUGCUUGUGACAAUAUAAUAAUAGAUAUAGCGAUAGAUUUAUUAUCUUUGUAUUGUACAGAUUUAUGUUUUUAAUAAUUACGAAAUUUUCGAUGUUUUGUAAAAUAGUGUUAAAUCUUUAUUAAAUUUGUUAUUGUAAAUAUUGCACUGUUAAAUGUUAUUGUAUUAAUAAUUAUAAGUAUUUUAAUAAAUUUAUAAUAAAAUUAUUUGUUUACAAGUCAUUUAUAUUGGAGGCUCAUAUCCUCCAAUAAAUGCGGGCAGGCGCGUUUCCGGGAAUUUCGGGAAAUGCCUGCAACAAGCGGGCACGGAAUCCCAAAAAUGCCGGAAAAUGUCCGCACAAUACCACCACAAACCCCCGUAUAUUGCCUGCACACGAUCGGCACGCGUGUCAAUUAAAAGCAAAUUUUUUUCAGAAUGCAAGCACGAUGCCGCCAAAUACUCGCCACAGUGCCCGCAAAAGGCUUUCACGCAUGCAGCAUUUCAAAACACGCCUGCCGUCAAAAUGCUCUUGCACAUGCUCGUCAUAUGACCGGUAUCUGCACAGGUACCUGGCAGUCACGCGUGACAGCGUUUUGGAGCACGCUGGACGGUACCGUGACCGCACGGUGUCCGCACAAUGUUUUCGGGGUUAUGAGCUAUAUGUACUUAUACUGCAUUAUCCAUGAACAAGUACUAUGAUUAAAUAAAAAUUUUAAAAUAUUUGUUUUCCAGAGAUUUAAAAACUGCAUUUGAUGUAAAGUGGAAUGAUUUAAAUUAAAUAAUGCAAUGAUUGCGUCGAAUAAGUAAUAGUACAAUAUUUUAACAAUGAUUUUGAGGUUAGUUUAAACUUGAAAUUUAUAUAUUAUUCAUACGCUUUAUAAUAUAAAAAAUAUUGAUAGGAAACAUUCUUUCUGACAUAAAUAUACAAUUAAAAACGAAUUUAGUAUGUUCCUAAAUUGGAUUACUUGCAAAAUUUCGGAUUAUAAUUCAACUUACCUUGCGACGUGUUUAGCGAACCACGACUCGCAUCAAAAAGAAGGAAUGUGGCGGCUUGACGAACUUUGGUAUGUAUACAUGCAGACAUAGUAUGUCUGCAUACGUUGGUACGCACGCGCACACACACUGUGUGUGUGUGUAUGCCGAUGUCCCCACUGGGCUACUUCCGUAAAAAUGUCGGCAUUUUGCGGUCACGCCGUGUUGGCACUCAUGGCAGCAUUAUGACGAUAUUUUGAGGAGCUACGGCAUUGUGCCUUCGAUCCGUGUUCAAAAUUUAUUAACAUUUGGCGCUGUCAAAGUGCUAGCAGAAUGCCUGCUGGGAGUGCUGGAAAAUUGUGCUGGAAAGUCCCGCAGUAUGCUGGCUUUGUUGGCUGCGAAACUUAGACAAUUUUCAGCCGCACAAUUAACAAAAUAAGGCUUUUCAAUGUAUUAUAUUUUAAGGCUGUUGAUUUUGUUAAUUUGGGCUAUUAUUUAUCCACCGGACUUUGUUCCUUGUCAAUUUUCACUAAUCAUAUUAUUAUGACUACUCUUUCAUGACUACCAAAUUUAUAGCAGCCUGACAGUUUCGCUCCUUACACGAAAUAAGCGGCGAAUAUCAAUGUUGUUAAAUGCGUUAAUAAUAAUUUUGGUGAUUGUUUAUUACAAUAACUUGCAACUUUAUUAACAUCAACAGCUGCUCGCAGUAUAUAAGGACACAAUUAGCUAUGACUUGUAAUAAGUGUUCGUGGUCGAGUGGUAAAGUGCCAGCCUGCUAACUGAAAGGGUCAGGGUUCGAUCCCCGUUAGGGUUUUAAUUUAUUUUUUUUUUCGUUAAUUUAAGUGCCGGCACGAUGCUUGCACCUCGUGCCGUCAUUGUGCUCAGCACAAUGCCGUCAUUUCCGUAUCCCGGAGCAGGGGUACCUGGACGUCACGCGUGGUCCAUUCCGUGCAGUCUCAGUGCCGUCAUUCGGCCGACAUCAUUAUAUCGGGGGGGGGGGGCGGGGUAGGGUAUGGAUUAAAAGUAUAUGAUCAAGUGGCGCGGUAGCGCCACGAAGGCGAGUUUGAAAAGCAGACAAACCUGCGGUGCCACAACACUAUUUACUUCUAUAUUGGCUUCUCGAAUUUUCAAAAAUUAUAUUUUAAAUUUUCAGAAUUAUAAAAUACAAAUAUUAACAUUAUUGUAUAUUUUCUUUUGGCGUAUAAUCAUAUGUUGUAUCCUUAACUAUCAUUUCUAAUCGAUAUAUUGGCAAGAAAGCAGCUUUUUCAUAAUAAAUAGUCAUUAUAACUUACGCGCCCUUGUAUAUUUUAUUUGUUAUUACUCAAUUACUAUUAGUGUGUUUUAAUAAAAUAAACUCAUUGUAAUUAAUUAAUAAUAAAUAAAGCAUACAAGGACGUGUUAGAUAAUAUAUAAUGACUAUUUGAUUGUACUAAAGUGAUCGACAUCAAAGAUCAGGAUGGCUCGGUGGUAAAAGGAUUGCUUCAUAAUCUUGAGGUUCUGGGUUCAAAUCUCCAUAAAUCGGGAUUUUUUUCAAUGUAAUAUUUAUGUAAAAAUAAAUUCUCGAUGCAACUUACAAAUCAGCAGUACAAAGAAAGAUAAUUAAUAAGUAUCAAGUAGGGGUAAAAUAAUUAUUUAUUUUUAUGAGAAUUUACGAUAUAACAUAUGACAAUCAUAUGAUUCUCAUAUGAGGAUUCGGUCGAAAGUAUCAUAUGAUUAUCAUAUGAGCACUCAUAUGAUUGUUCAUAUGAUAAUUAUAUGAACACUCAUAUGAUUAUCAUAUGAUUAUUUUCAGCCGGGUACUAUACUUGUUGAUAAUGAAAAUAUGAAAUGCAAUAAAAACGAUUAAUCAUUAUUAAUUGUACAAAAACAUUAUAUUUUCAAUUUUUAAUAAUAAAUGUAUUGUUAUUUAUAGUUUUAUCGCUCGAUGCGUGACAGUGCAAAAUAAAGUCGAAAGAAAAAUUUGGAAUUUGUUGUGUCGUAUACAAAUCAUAAAUAUAAGCCUGAUAAUGAUCGUCGAAAUAACAAUUUUGUAUUUUAUUACAUUCGUUUUGUGAGUUUUCUUUAUUUUCGUUACAAACUAUAACUAAGAUUUUGUAGAAAAUAGGUUCAUCUUCAUCGAAAUCAACAAGUAUUGGAAAUUCUUUAAUAACUCUCCCUAAAUGAAUUAUUUUUUUAACUUAAUUAAUUUUGCAUGACAGUUUUUUUUAACCAUUCUAUAAAAGUUGCGCAUGGAACUUCAGCAUAAAUUAGUCUAUGAUUUAAUUUUAAUUGAUGGCGUAUCGCUAUAGUCGUACUAAUAUUGACUCUUGCCGACACUAAAUUUGAUAUGAUUUUGCCAUCUCUGUGUUUGCUUUCAAAACGUAUCAAACUAAUCUUCCAAAGAGGACCAAGCUCUUGCAUACGUACUAAUAGUGAGAUAAAAAGUGAUGCUUUGGUCUUCCUUUUCCAGGAAAUAGUUCGUAAAAGUUAAAUAAAUAAUUCUCUACCAAUACUUUUAGAUAAUAACAUUCUUUUGCCAAAAAGGCAGUCACGGUUACAAAAUUUACAACUUUUUUUAAUAUUAUUACUAAUUUCCAGAUUUCGUCUUCUUCUGGAACAAGAUCUCCAAUCAUCAUAGUUACAUGUUUCAUACAACAAAGAGUCUCAGCUGAUGAAAAUCAUAAAUUACCUUUUUUUAUAUUAUCAUUUGAAAUAAGCUGAGGUUUACUUCUUUCAUCAUCUACACCAUAACUAUAACUUAAAAUCCGAGAUUUUAAUUUAGCGUCAUUAAAAUAUUUAUUCUCAAACAUAAAAUAAUUCAAAAAAUUGCCAUGUCAUAUUGACAUACACCUUCCAGUAAAUCGUGCAUAGCAUCUAGUGCACAAUUUCCUGUAAUAAGAAAGUUUUUAAAUUUAUUGAAAAUAUAUGGCUCUUUUAUACCUGAUACUUUUUCAUUAAUACAUUUUUGUAUCACGCCCAUAAUUUUAUUUUUAUUGCAAUUAUCAUCUGUCUAACUAUAAGCUAAAAUAUCACGAUGAGUUUUACAUAAGCGGCAUGGAUAAUAUGCGCGAAAACUUUGAACAAAACCACAAAUCUGGUUUACAAUACCAAGGUUAUCGCCGAUAAUCAGAGCGAGAGCAAAAUAAAUUCUUAUUUUCUUUUCAUUAUACCUGAUCUCUAUAACUGUGGUUUGUAGAUGACGUAAUUCUUCAACUAUUUUAGUAAAUAUCAAUAUAUUUCCAUAAACUUCUUUGUCAAUAGUAUUUAAUAAUGUGAAUAAAAAAAUAUUUUGAAAAUUCGACUGAUACUCUGGUGGUAAAGCAGGAGCAGUAAUAUACAUCGCACUGCAUUUUGAAACACCAGCAUGAGAACCGAGAGCAUCGUUGAUUUUAUAGUCAUCAAACGAUAAUAUUACUAGAAAUACAAUCUUAUUUUAUAGUACAGUGUGGCUAAAAUCCGCUGUUGAGUCACGCCUAUCUGUGACUAAAGUAGUCCUUUUUUGCACCGUGUUUAUCACACUCGCUACGCUCGUGCGCUAACCUCAUGGUACACAUACGGACGACUUUAGUCACGAAUAGGCGAGACUUUAGCAGUCUGUGCUAUAAAAUUUUAUACGGUACUCUUGACUUAAAUGGUCCAGUUUUACACGGCGCUUAGCUCCCACGCUACGCUCGGGUGCUAACUGCGCCGUGUAAAAAAGAACCAUUUAAGUCACACGUAUCGUAAUAUACUAUUAUAGCACUGUGUGACCUAAACCCGCACUUAGGUCACGCUUAUCCGUGACCCACGGUGUAAGAUAAAGAAGUGAACUGACUGCCCCCCACUCUUUGUGACAGUUAUUGAAUCCCUUCGCAUCGGCUCCGUGUGGCGGUGCCACAGAAACAGUGGACUAGAUUAUACACACCUACAGUCAGCGCUUGAACACGUGCGUUUGUGUGAGUGCGCUACUCGCCGACGCCCGACGGGGUCAGCCUUGCUUGUGUGUGUGGAUACACUACAGUUUCUGUCGCGCGUGUUGGCGUUGAUGCAAUUUGGGAAAUACAAAUCUUCCAUAAAUUCAUUUGCUAUGACUUGAAAUUGUUGACGUGAAGGAUAUUGGAGGAAUAGUGGCAUGAGUACUUCGCAUAAAACAGUGCAUACUUCUGGUAUCACUUGUUUGACAGUAGACAAUCCAAUAUUAUAAAACCAUUCGUGCUUUCGAAUUGAAUCACCAUGUGCC